GGAAACAUGCACAUUAUCUGGAACAAUAUUUGGUAAACUGAAAGAGUUACACAAAAAAUACAUUUGAAAUGUUAGUCUAAAACUGUAGAAGAAAGGGAGUUCUUAUGAGUCAUGAGAGACCUCGUGCAAGUCAUAUGAACAUUCAUACAUUUCCAAUCUUUGGUAAACACAAAAGAAUAUGAGAAACAGAAAAUCAAGCAGUUUGAGGGCCGAAGAAAAUGGGCGACAUUUUAUGUGGAAAAUUUUCCAGCCCCAAGUGCCAAUGCUGCCAUUAUGAAGAGAAAGAUUCAUCACAGCAAGACAACAUACAAUCAAAAGGAGAACUGAAAACAAGAAAAAGUCUCCCAUUUGGGAACGUUUCAUCCUACUUGCCUCUUGAGACACUGAGUGAAGGUCCUCACUCCGUGGUGUGCAAAGGAAUCAGCAGAAUAUACAAUCAGCUGGUAGCUUUGAAAGUCAUCAGCCUAAAUACUGAGGAGGGAAUCCCUUUUACAGUCAUAAGAGAAGUUUCCCUCCUCAGGAGCCUGAAACAUGCCAAUAUUGUGCUCUUUCAUGACAUCUUCCAGACCAAAGAGAGCCUGACUUUAGUCUUUGAGUACAUGCAUACAGACCUGGCCCAGUACAUGUCUCAGCAUCCUGGGGGCCUUCAUCCUCAUAACGUUAUGCUUUUCAUGUUCCAGCUUCUGAGAGGAUUGGCUCACAUUCAUAAGUGCCAUAUCCUUCAUCGAGAUCUGAAACCUCAGAAUUUGCUCCUAAAUUGCUAUGGAGAGCUUAAAUUAGCUGAUUUUGGUCUUGCUCGUGCUAAAUUUCUCCCCAACCAAACAUACUCUGCUGAGGUGGUGACACUUGGCUAUCGUCCUCCUGAUGUUCUGCUUGGAGCCACUGAUUAUUCAUCAGAUGUGGAUAUUUGGAGUGCAGGCUGCAUAUUUGUGGAGAUGCUUCAUGGUCAACCACUGUUUCCAGAUGUUAGCAAUAUCUUUGACCAAUUAGAGAAAAUCUGGAUAGUAUUGGGGUUCCCAACUGAAGAAACAUGGCCAGGAGUUUCCAAACUUUGCCACUACAAGUCAGACAGAUUCCUUGGCAGUUGGCCUCAGGGGCUUCAGAUGAUCUGUGACAGGCUGAUCAAGGUGCCUGAGGCUGAAGACUUGGCAGGAAGAAUGCUAAAAGUACAUCCACAAAAUAGGAUUUCUGCACAACAGGCACUUUUUCAUCAGUUCUUCAAUCCCCUGCCCUCUGAACUGAGCCAGCUUUCUAAUGCACAGUCCAUCUUCACAGUACCUGGAGUGAUGCUCAAACAAGAAAUGUGUGACCUCUUUUUUUCGUCUCAGAAGGCCCAUCAGGAAAAUAGUUCAAGCAAGUUUUGGUGAAAGAAAUGAAGGACUUUUUUUUUUUCAAGAGAGAAAGGAGGCAGACAAAUAAAACCAUAUUGUUUAUUAUCACUAGCUAAGACAAAUGGGGAUAAACUAUGUACAUAUUUUACGAAUCCUGGAUUUCAACUUACAUGCCCCAUGAUUGGAUUAGCGAUGGGUGGCAGAGGAAGAGAUAUGGAUAUAGUACAAAACAGAACUUUUCUUUCUGCAAUUCCAAGAGGAAAUGCAACUCUUAAUACCAAAUUUUCCAAAUAUGCGGAGUGGAACACAGUGUACCACAGCAUCGGUUUUAGUUUCAUCAGUUUGACUCUAAUUGUCCAGAACUAUUAUCCUACGCUGACCUUCUGCCAUUGUUAAUGGCGUUAUUCCUUUACAGUUCCAUAUUAAUGGAACUUUUUAAAAUGUGCAUUGUAUGUAGCUGAUUUAACAUUUAGCUGAAUUCUUUGCUUCUAAAUUGCCUCAUUCAUGAAUCUUCUGUCUACAGUUUAGAUCCAUAAAUCCUAUCUUACCGCCCCAUAGCAUCAAUAACAGAAGAUUCAAUAGUAACCUAGCCUUAUGCAGGUGCCGUUUUAUCUUUGUAAAUACUUUUCCAGGCACCCAAACAUGACUCUCACACAUUAUAUUUCCAAGACUGUACUCACCAAUUCUUGGAAAGCAAGGAGGGAGUUCCUGGGGUGAUUUGAUUCAGUAGUAUUUGAAGGCUGAAGAGGCUUCAAAUACAAGGCUUAUUGUAAUAUUUAAGGUUCAAAUGAUGUUACCCAAUUUCAUAGGAGAUCCAUUGUUUGUGGAAGCCAUGUUCCAUAAGUGCAUGGUGUUUUAAAAAAAGUCAAUUUUUGUGGGCCAGAAAGAAAAUGUUGUAUUAAUUCACAACUAUUUGAGCAAUACGUUUAAUCCUUUCAGACACAAAUUGAGGAGUUCAAAAAUUUCAGUUUCCACUUUGUCCAGUGUUAAUUUUGAUGCGCCACAUUUUCACAUUAAUUUGAUAAGUUUAAAAAAACCAUACAAAAAUCAUACAGAUUCCUCUUUAAUAUAACUACAUAACCAUAUUGUUUAUAAUUUUGUCAUAUACAUUUUUGCAGUACGUAUUUCACAAACAAUAUGUAUUUUAUAUAUUAUUUUCACUAGCAUAAGCAAUUGUAUACACCCUUGACAUGUUUGUGCGUAUUUAAUUGGAGAAAUGGAAGAUUUUUUAAAAAAUGCUUAUGUCAAACAAUAAUUGAGUUUUUGUUGUGACUUGAUCUGAACGUGCAAAAUUUAAGUAAUGUUAAAUGCAAGUUAAACUGGCUAUCCCUACUCUUUUAAUAAUUUUAAUUCCCUUUAUUUUCUUACUAAUAUUCAGCACUGCCUCUCAUCUUUGGAUAUAUAACUUACUCAGUUUGAGCUGGCCUGUUUCUUUUUAAACUUUUUUUUCUCAUUUAAUUUGCAAAGUUGUACAUUCGUAAAGAAUUUCCCAACAAGUGAAAAUGGUUACCUAAUUUGUGGGAUUCCUUAUUUCAUUUCCAAAAGUACACUCUGUCUCUGAGAUUAGCAGCAGUUAAUAUUUACAUUUUUUUGCAUAAACAUGUAGACAUUUGUCUCCAAAAUUUGCAUUCAAAGGUGAUACAUAGAUCUUUCACAAUGCGUUGUCAUAAGACAUUUAGAAGUCCAGCUGUUCCGUUCCAUUCUUGCUCUUCAUCCAGGCUUCCAUUGUUCUUCAAUACUGUAAUGAUUUGGGACUCCUGUUUUAGGCUGUAAUCCUCUGAAGGAUCUUAACAUUAAUAAAAUUUAAGGUGUCUUUGA
Molecule: messenger RNA, 3149 nt
Organism: Pantherophis guttatus
Lineage: Eukaryota; Metazoa; Chordata; Lepidosauria; Squamata; Colubridae
Gene: CDK15
Product: cyclin dependent kinase 15
Biological process (GO): protein phosphorylation
Cellular component (GO): nucleus; cytosol; cytoplasm
Molecular function (GO): ATP binding; cyclin binding; cyclin-dependent protein serine/threonine kinase activity
Source: RefSeq, a predicted model, not a curated record